Molecule: messenger RNA, 3003 nt
Organism: Bactrocera oleae (olive fruit fly)
Lineage: Eukaryota; Metazoa; Arthropoda; Insecta; Diptera; Tephritidae
Source: RefSeq, a predicted model, not a curated record
UGUGUCCCUAAUUCACUCCGGAGUGAAUUAUUACUAAGUAUUAAGUAUUACUACAUUAGUACUAAGUAUAAAGGAAAAUAACUACAUAGCACAUAUAGACCUCUAUGUGCACAAGAACAUACAUAAGUACAUAAAUAUAUCUACUUUUUCUUUGAAUCAAUGAGUGUCACAUUUAAAAAGUAUAAACAUGUUAGUUACCUAAAAUUGUAUGUUUUCAGGUAGCAAACUUCAAAACUUCAUUUAAGUUUACGCACACACAUACGAAUAUAUAUGUAUAAGGUCGUAUACAUACAUAUAAUACAUAUAUGCAUACAGUUGGCUUAAAUAUUAUUAAUCACAUUUCUAGCAUUAUGCAGAUUUUUGUUUUCUACAUAUAAAACUGGAUUUAACGCGUGAGACCAUCUAUGAUAGACUCUCUAUAGUCGCAAAUUACUAUUCUUUAUAGCUAUCGCCGGUAAACAAAACUACUAACCAUACUACCCGAUAAUAAAUAUAAACUACAAAAAGCAAUAUAAACUUUAAAUGCUGCCCAACAACAACAACAAAAACCCUGUGCGUGUUUGUCAUUAAGACGUGAGUGUGGUUUUAUAUGAAAACUUGUCUUCAAGCGUUUCUCAAAUCUCCAACGCAAACUCAACUUUUUAAUUAUAUACCGGAGGAGAAUACAGCUAACGACUCUGGAGGAAUCACUUAUAUAUACAUACAUACAUAUGUACCGUCAAUAAUGGUGAACCAAAGAACGAGAUGCUGCGUGACAGCAUGGACGAGUUGAGAGCGUAUAGUUUUAUAUAAAAAACGUUGCAUAAACCAAAUUCAAAUUGUGGAGUUUUGGAGGAAAUGAAGGAAUACAGUGUACGGUGGAGUGAGUUCGAACAAGAUACAAGUUUAUAGAUACAUAUUUAUGUAUGUAUGUAGGCAAACUAUAACGCAACACAGAGCGACACCGGUAAAUGCCGGCAUGUAACCUUGAAACACGCAACAACAAACAAAGCUCCACAUUUUACCACAUUGCACCCAACAAAGAACGAGUGUCAACUUUGCAUGCGAAAACGAAUCGGCAGCGCAAUUGUUGGGGCGUGCGUUUUAAACUCCAAUCGUCAUUUUGUUGUGUCCCACGACACUUCUAUUGAUACACACCACCGAGCGCAGUUGGAGCAACAAUAUUCGUAUCACCACAAUAUUUUGCGUCAUUUGAAAUUCAUUCAACACCUCACAGCCGCCUCUUUAGUGGAGUGACACCGAGAGUAACACUGUUGAAUAUUAAAUACUUGUACACAUCAAACGGCGAACCGAACAAUAAAGAAGCCAUUUGUGCGAAUUGAAAACGACAACAAUAAAAUGGCUAGCAAGUGCAUCAUAACAUUUGACAAUAACCCCAUGGGUGUUUACUAUGCCGGCCAAACGGUUUCCGGCGUGGCGGAGUUAACAACAACAAGGCCGAAAACGAUUAGAUCUAUCUACAUCAGCGUCUGCGGUCACGCUGAAACCCGCUGGACGGAGAAUGUAACCAAACAAGACACUGAGGGUAAACCGCAAAAGACCAUCGAAACGUUUUCCGGUUCCGAGUUGUAUUACAGCAGUGAGAAUCAUGUUUAUGGACAAAGCGGUGGUGUACAAAUCGAAUUGCCGCCCGGCAAGUAUGCAUUUCCCUUUCAGACGACUAUACCACCGAAUGCGCCCACAUCGUUUAAUGGUUCGUGGGGUCAAGUGCAGCAUGAGGUCGCUUUGGUGAUCGAUCGUGUCAUGCGUUAUGACAAUAAAUUCAAACAAGGCUAUACGGUGAUCUCACCAUAUGAUCUGAACCUCAAUCCGGAGCAUAUGAAAGCAUUGCAAAAGAUCGAAGAGAAGACAUUUUGUUGGAGUUUUUGUUGUGGCAGCAAAGGUCCAAUGGUUAUGCAUGUAAAGGUGCCGUUUUCCGCUUACGCACCUGGACAAAAGAUACGUUUUAACGUUGUACUGGAUAAUCAGUCAGAUGUGCGCUGCUCCGAUGUAAAGGUGCGGUUAAUGAAGAAAGUCACCUUCACCAGCCGCAAUCCAGAAGCUAAGCGACAAGUUGUGGAAGUCAAAGUUGCUGAUAAUCACUGUGGUGAAGUUGUUAAAAACAAUAAAGCGGAAUUUAAUGAAUAUUUGCAAAUUCCCUCAACCACGCCCACUUCACUGGAGAACUGUAGUCUCAUUAAAGUGAGUUAUACUCUGAAAUUCAUAGCCAAAGUUUCGCGCAUACACGGAGAUUUAAUAAUCGAGUUUCCACUGGCCAUCGGCACUGUGCCGUUAUAUGCUAGCGCCAACGACCAAGGUCCGGUCACAACACAACCUGUCUCAGGGCCGGUCUACAAGCCACUACCACCACCUAUGUUCGAGGAGGAUGUACGUAGCGAACAAUUUGAAGAUAACACAUUCCGUCCACGUUACCCUAUCUUCCUCAGCGAUGCUGGCUUACAAGCUGAUGCUACUGGACCGAAUAAUCAACCACUACCACCAUCCAAUGGUAUUUAUCCUUCGAAUGUUGCUCCGGCGCCAGCACCUGCAGCACCAAUGCCUUCUACACCGCAGCAUAACAAUUCUAUGCCUGCUCACAAUUAUAUGCCCUCACCAGCUGCUGCACCUUCGCCAGCUCCACCUACACCAUUUGCACCAUCUUUGAAUAAUACUACUGUGGGUCCCACACCUACCCCGGCCACUGGUGGUGGCAAUGUAGAUGUACUAGGAUUCAGCUUGCCACCGGACUAUGCGCCCACACCGGCACCAGCGCCAGGUUCUAAGCCUGGUAUUGGUUGGAAAUAAGUUUUGAGACAUUUUUUUUUAGAAGAAAAACUUCUUGAUAUUACUCAAACAAACAGACAUAUAUAUACACGUACAUACAUAUGUAGACAUGAAUACAUGUGAAGACUCUUAAUCCAUUUUGAAAUGUUUAAAAAGUUUAAAUUUAUAAAGAUGCAAGUGUAUGCAUCGCAAGUAUUGCAUUUUACAAUAAAUAUAUUUUUUAUGAAUAUUUUUGCAAAA